GCAGCAGCUGGUCACCUGUCGGUCAUUGGUUUCUUUCUGAGGGCGGAGAGUAAAACUGCUGAGAUUAGCGUUCAGUUGCUGCAAGAAACCUCCUGCAGAAGACCUCCACGUUUCCCUGAGGGACACCAGAAGGAUGAAGGUUGAUAUUCACAAUCAUAUUCUACCAAAGGAGUGGCCGGAUCUGAAGCAGAGGUAUGGAUACGGCGGCUUUGUCCAGCUCCACCAUCACUGCAAGGGUGAAGCAGAGAUGGUGAAGGACGGGAAGCUGUUCCGGGUGAUUCAACAAAACUGCUGGGACGCAAACACUCGCAUAAGGGACAUGGAUCAACAUGGUGUCACAGUUCAAGCCCUUUCUACUGUCCCUGUGAUGUUCAGUUACUGGGCCAAACCUCAUGACACGCUGGAUCUCUGUGUCCUUCUAAAUGACAAUUUGGCUGAGACAGUGCGCACCCACCCCAAGAGGUUUGUGGGCCUGGGCACUCUGCCCAUGCAAGCUCCUGACUUGGCUGUACUGGAGAUGAGGCGCUGUGUGAAGGAGCUGGGCUUCCCUGGGGUGCAGAUUGGCUCACAUAUCAACAACUGGGACCUAAAUGCCACUGAACUCUACCCUUUCUAUGCUGCAGCCGAGGAGCUGGGCUGCUCCAUAUUUGUCCACCCAUGGGACAUGCAGACAGAUGGGAGGAUGGCUAAGUAUUGGCUGCCAUGGCUGGUGGGCAUGCCGUCAGAGACAACCAUGGCUAUUUGCUCGAUGAUAUUUGGAGGCGUCUUUGAGAGAUUUCCUAAAUUAAAAGUCUGCUUUGCACAUGGAGGCGGCUCGUUUCCAUUCACUAUUGGUCGAAUUGAACAUGGCCACAAAGUCCGGCCUGACCUGUGUGCCGUUGACAACAAGAUCAGUCCACGGAAAUACCUCGGUUCUUUCUUCACUGACUCCCUGGUUCAUGAUCCCGUCGCCCUGAAGCUGCUCAUUGACAUCAUCGGAAAAGAUAAAGUGAUGCUGGGAACAGAUUAUCCAUUCCCACUGGGUGAGCUGGAGCCUGGAUCACUGAUCCAGUCAAUGGACGAAUUUGAUGACAAACUAAAGGAUAAAUUACUCGCUGGAAAUGCUCUGGAAUUUUUGGGCCUGAAACGAGAGCAGUUUGAGUAACAUGAACAUCUGCUACAGCCAGCGACUCAGUGCAAUGUCUGCCUUCAAGUAUUCCUAUUUGAAUGAUCAAUCAUUCUGUAUAAGCUUGUAUAGUAGAUAGAACCAAUUGUUGUUUGAUGCAAUAAAUGAGUGUUUUACUCUGAGUGGCA
This is a messenger RNA of Acanthopagrus latus (yellowfin seabream), 1293 nucleotides long. It is a transcript of the gene acmsd, whose product is annotated as aminocarboxymuconate semialdehyde decarboxylase. The coding region runs from base 134 to 1144 and encodes 336 amino acids. The transcript is spliced from 10 exons. Gene Ontology annotation, cellular component: cytoplasm; cytosol. Lineage: Eukaryota; Metazoa; Chordata; Actinopteri; Spariformes; Sparidae. The record is from RefSeq and is a predicted model, not a curated record. Gene Ontology annotation, biological process: secondary metabolic process. Gene Ontology annotation, molecular function: hydrolase activity; carboxy-lyase activity.